Messenger RNA from Phragmites australis (common reed), 2733 nucleotides. Its product is annotated as pentatricopeptide repeat-containing protein At5g61400-like. Gene Ontology annotation, molecular function: protein binding. NCBI's taxonomy places the organism in Eukaryota, Viridiplantae, Streptophyta, Magnoliopsida, Poales, Poaceae. The record is from RefSeq and is a predicted model, not a curated record. Bases 138 to 2039 code for a protein of 633 amino acids. The transcript has a single exon.
AGCUAGGCGAGGCCGCCCAAGCUCGUCUGAUUAGCUGAAACGAUGCUCAUUGCUCCUGACGUCAUCAGAUAUUGAGAUGGUUGAACAAACCCCGUAGUCAAUUACGGCAGAUUUGCCGCCGCCUCAAUGCCAACCCCAUGCCGCCUUCCUCCCCAUCGCUCCGCUUCCUCCUCUCCUCCCGCCGCCACCCCGUCGCUCCGCAACACCACGGCCUCCGCCGCCACAGCCUCUCCGCCUCCGCCUCCGCGCCCGCCGCCGCCGCCCCGCCUCCCUCCCGCGACCGCGCCGCGCGCCUCGCCGCCGCCGUCCAUGGUGCAGCCGCGGCCAAGAACUUCGGGCACGCCAUCCGUUUGACGAAGUCACUCAUCCAGGCCUCUUCCCCCAGCCCGCGCCCCGUAGCUGGCGCCGGCGCCAGCGCCUUCGCCGCGCUCGCGUCCACCUCCAGCUGCCCCGCCCCCGCGCUCGGCGUGCUCGUCAUCGCCCUCUCCCAGAUGGCGCUGCUCGACGAGGCGCUGUCCAUCUUCCGUCGCCUGCGGACACUGCCGUCGCUGCCGGCGUGCAACGCGGUUCUGGACGGCCUCGUCAAGGCCCGCAGGUUCAGGUGCGUCUGGGAGAUGUUCGACGAAAUGCUUAGCCGGGGGAUGUUUCCCAGUGUGGUCACGUACAAUACGCUCAUCAAUGCGUGCCGGCAUCAGGGUGCUGUGGAGAAGGCUUGGGAGGUGUGGCAUCAGAUGGUGGCGAGACGGAUUGAUCCGAAUGUGGUCACCUACACGACGAUGAUAUGUGCACUUUGUGAAGAGGGCUGCAUCGGUGAGGCUGAGCGGCUGUUUGUCACGAUGAAGGAAGCAGGGAUGCAGCCUAAUCUAUACACAUACAAUGUGCUGAUGAGCAGCCACUGUCAGACAGAUGAUGUCGACCGUGCAUUUGCGCUGUACCAGGAAUUGCUGAAGAGUGGCCUUAUUCCAAAUGCUAUUAUCUUUACAACGCUGAUUGACGGUUUCUGCAACGUGAAGAGGUUCAGUGAAGCAAAAAAGAUGUUUCUUGACAUGCCCAGGUUUGGGGUUGCUCCUACUGUGCCUGUGUACAACAGUUUGAUGGAUGGAGCUUUCAUGUCUGGAAAUGCUCGAGAAGCAUUAGCAGUUUAUCAGGAGAUGACUCGCCUAUGGUUGUGCCCGGAUGAAUUCACCUGCAGCAUAGUUGUAAGAGGGCUUUGUGAUGGAGGGCAAGUGCAGGUAGCGACCAGGUUUCUUGAAGGAGUGCGGCAAUCUGGUGCUAAUCUGAAUGCUGCUGCUUACAAUGCACUAAUUGAUGAGUAUUGCAAGGAUGGAAAUUUGGAGGAAGCCCUAGCAACUUGCACAAGAAUGACCGAGGUUGGAAUUGAGCCCAAUGUGGUGACAUACUCCUCUUUGAUAGAUGGGCAUUCGAAGAUAGGGAAGAUGGAAAAAGCAACUGCUAUAUACACAGAGAUGGUAGCUAAAGGGAUUGAACCUAAUGUGGUGACUUACACGGCUCUUAUUAAUGGCCAUGCCAAGAAUGGUGACAUAGAUGCUGCUUUUCGGUUACAGAAGGAGAUGGUAGAGAAAAGCAUUUCUCCCAAUGCGAUCACAGUGUCAGCUCUUGUUGAUGGUCUGUGCAGAGAGAGUAGGGUUCAGGACGCAGUCAGGUUAGUCAUGGAGUACUCAGGGAACAAUAAGUAUGAUCAUCGUCAUUCUUUUUUGUCAAACUCUGCAACUGUGGAAGAUCAUUCAGUUCCAAACGUUGUGACGUAUAUGACCUUGAUAUAUGGUCUCUAUAUAGAUGGCCAAUACAAUGAAGCUGGUAAGAUCUUCUGUUGCAUGAGAGAAUCAGGUAUGGUGCCUGAUAGCUUCACUUACACACUACUGAUUCGUGGGCAGUGCAUGCUUGGUUAUGUCUUGAAUGCCAUGAUGCUCUAUGCAGAUAUGAUGAAGAUAGGUGUUAAACCCAAGAAAUACAUGAUAGUCUGCCCUGAGAUUUGGUCAUCAGAACCACCAAAUGGCCUCAGAACUGUUGAAAGUUAAGUUUUGGUUUUCAACUGUAGACUCAAGGCUUCAACGCAGUUCAACACAGGUCAGUUCACAGAUUGUGAAACCUAGUGGCUUGUCAGUUAUCAGUAUGACGGACCAUGCUGCUACAUCUUGGGAAACAUUGAAGGCUCACCAUCUCAAAAACCCUCUGCUUAUGAGCUUCAGAGGUGGAAUAUUCAGAUAAAGUCAAGCUGACUCUCAAGGCAAUUGAAGCCCACCCAAUUUGGCUUUGGUUAGCAUCAUACUACCAGCUCUGUGAAUGAAAGAACACUCACGUUCCCUAUUAUAUGGUCAAUGAAAUGCUGAUUAAUAGGAACGGCAGAAGAUGAAUGUGAUGAACAGAGACUUAGAGUUGAAGCCAGAUUGUAGCAAAGGACAAAUAUGCUACCCAUCACGCUGAACUAUAAUAGCGCCGGUUGAUAAUUCUGGGACUAGCAUGCUUUUACUCUACUCUCCAGCAGGGAUAGGGAUAGCUGUGGUCUGGUCAGCCCGUCAGAGGGAUGUAGUGUAGAUGCAAGUAUGCAACAUACGCUGCACUCGGAGUGCAAUUGACUAUAUGGUCCAUAGCACCUUUAUAGAUAUUGUACAGCUUUACUGGCAAUAUUCAAAUUUGUUGCCGGAUGUGCUAGUGAGAAGAUGUUCAAUUUGUAUUUUGGUGAAUAUUUUUACAACUAUUCACCUGAUAUAA